UUCAACCAGCUGCAUUUAAUCUAGAUGAUGUUAUGUCCGAUCCGGGUAUCCGAAAACAGAUUGAUGAGUAUGCUACCCCGGCAAUUAGAGAUGAAAUGAGAAGGGCAUAUUUAUUAAAAGGUCCAUGCCGUUUGAUCGGUCAUAAUUUUCCACGCUCAAAAUUUGGUAAAGAUUGGCGAUCAUUUCAAGAAGCUUGGUAUAAACAAUAUGAUUGGUUAGAGUAUAGUGUUGAAAAACAAGCUGCAUAUUGUUUCUACUGUUUUCUUUUCAAGCCUCCAAACACUAGUGGAAAAUUUGGGUAUGAUGCAUUCAUGAAGAAGGGGUUUAAAAAUUGGAAGAAAGGGCCAGAGUACUUCAAGGUUCAUGUAGGUAAACAAAACAGCGCUCACAACAAUGCUAGAAGGCAUUGUGAAGAUUUCCGAAAUCAAAAGCAAAGUGUGUCAUAUGCAAUCACUUGUCAUGAGGAGAAAUCACAUCUGGAAUAUGAAGAACGCUUGAGGGCUGUUGUAGGCAUUGCAAGAUUUCUUGUUUCACAGGGGCUAGCAUUUCGUGGGCAUGACGAGUCCGACACUUCCUUGAAUAAGGGUAAUUUCCUUGAGAUGGUGGACUGGUUUGCCGAAAGAUGUAAGGAUGUAGCCAAUGUGAUGAAUGAUAAUGCUCCUGGCAAUCAUAAAUUGACUUCUCCUAAAAUCCAGAAACAAAUAGUACAAGCAUGUGCCGAAGAGACUAUGCAAGUCAUCAUGAAUGAGCUUGGGAGUGGUAAUUUCGCUCUACUUGUUGAUGAGUCUCGUGAUGCAUCGGUUAAAGAGCAAAUGGGUGUGAUUGUGAGAUUUGUGAACCAAAAAGGGGAGGUGUUGGAAAGGUUGCUUGGUGUUGAGCAUGUUGUUGAUACUAAAUCCGCAUCUUUGAAAAGAUCUUUGGAUGCAAUGUUUGUUAAACAUAAUUUAUCCAUGUCUAGAUUGAGAGGACAAGGAUAUGAUGGUGCCUCAAAUAUGCGUGGUGAACUAAAUGGGCUGAAGAAAUUGGUGCUAGAUGUGAACCCUCAUGCUUUUUAUGUGCAUUGUUUUGCCCACCAACUUCAAUUGGUGGUUGUUGCUGUUGUCAAAGGAGUUCUAGCAGUUGGUGAUUUCUUUGGGCAUACAAAUAAGAUUGUUACUAUGGCGGGUGCCUCUUGUAGGAGGAAAGAUGACUUGUUGCAGAAGCAUCAUGACAAAUUGGUAGCACAGCUUGAGAAUGGGGAUAUUGUGUCAGGAAGUGGUCAACAUCAAGAGACAAGCUUAGCCAGACCGGGUGAUACACGAUGGGGAUCACAUCAUAGAACUCUAAUUCGUUUACAUCAAAUGUGGGAUUCUGUGGUUGAAGUGCUCGGAGGUAUUGUUGAGGAUGGGACAGAUACAGAUGAUAGAGGCGUGGCUUCAGGUUAUCUCAUAAACAUGGAAACCUUUGAAUUUGUUAUUAUCUUGCAUUUGAUGCUUCGAGUACUUGGUUUAACCAAUGAUUUGUCACAAGCACUGCAACAAAAAGAUCAAAACAUAGUUAGCGCCAUGAAUAUGAUUAUCUCGGUGAAAAGCCUAUUGCAGAAGUUGAGAGAUGAUGGGUGGGAGCCUCUCUUGUUGGCUGCUACUAACUUUUGCAUGGGAAGAAAUAUUUUGGUGCCAAGUAUGGAUGAUAAUAUUUAUGCUAGAGGAUACCCAAGGAGCUCACGCAAAAUGGUCACCAACUUGCAUCAUUACAAGGUACAAAUAUUCAAUGAGGUGAUUGACAGAAACAUAGUUGAGAUGAAUCAUCGAUUUAGUGAAACUUCCACACGUUUGUUGAAGUGCAUUGCAUGCCUAGAUCCUAGGGAUUCAUUUGCCAACUUUGAUCAUGAGAAGCUACUUGAGCUUGCAAAUAUUUACUCUGUUGAUUUCUCUUCACAAGAUUGCUAUCUUUUGAUUGAUCAACUCAACAUAUAUGUUGAUGUGAUGAGAAGAGGCCCAAAUUUCUUGGCUUGUAGUAGUCUCAGUGGUCUUGCUCUCGAGUUGGUUAAAACUGGACAACAUUUGGUAUUUCCAUUGGUUUAUCGCCUCAUUAGGCUUGCAUUGAUAUUACCGGUGGCGACAGCAUCAGUUGAGAGGGUUUUCUCAGCCAUGAAUAUUAUAAAGACGGAUCUUCGAAAUAAGAUAAGUGAUGAUUGGCUCAAUGAUCUGAUGAUAUGCUUUGUUGAACGAGAGAUAUUUUCAAAGAUAUCCGACAAGCAGAUUAUGUUACGUUUUCACGCCUUGAAGAACCGCCGGGGCCAUUUACCUCGAAAAUUCCAUGCUGAUGCUACUACUACAACUUAGUGGUCUCGCUUCAACUUUAAUCUUUACCCCUUCGAGAAUAUUAUUAUGGACUUAUGGUUGACAAGGGCAUCUCACGGGGCUGAAAUCCAUGUUACAAGGUUUUAAGUGUAUUUUGUGCCUUUUUCAUGUUAUCCUGGUAGUUUUGUU
Molecule: messenger RNA, 2471 nt
Organism: Lolium perenne
Lineage: Eukaryota; Viridiplantae; Streptophyta; Magnoliopsida; Poales; Poaceae
Molecular function (GO): protein dimerization activity
Source: RefSeq, a predicted model, not a curated record